Messenger RNA from Fundulus heteroclitus (mummichog), 2273 nucleotides. RefSeq names its product hyperpolarization activated cyclic nucleotide-gated potassium channel 2b (gene hcn2b). Gene Ontology annotation, cellular component: membrane. NCBI's taxonomy places the organism in Eukaryota, Metazoa, Chordata, Actinopteri, Cyprinodontiformes, Fundulidae. Gene Ontology annotation, biological process: transmembrane transport; potassium ion transport. The record is from RefSeq and is a predicted model, not a curated record. Gene Ontology annotation, molecular function: voltage-gated potassium channel activity.
UUUUUUUUUUUUUUUUUUGGCAGGAGCCACCUACGUGUGUUUGUAGAAGCUUGGCCGUCAUGUCAUCAUCUUUUAAUUGCAAACAUACAAUAAAACUGCAGGCAGCGUGCAGCCAUAGUAACGCCACGCCGCUCUUCUCCCCGAAGUGAUGUGAAUGGAAAGUGGAAAGCCGCUCCUGCUCCUCCUCCUCCUCCUCUCUGGGUUUAAGGUAUAAAGGGAGUCUCCUCCCGCCGGCGUUAUGGACGUGGCGGAGGUAGGCGAGGAGGAGCCCAGAUUCCAGCAGCCUCUGCCGCCUCCAGCAGCUGCCAGUGUGAGCGGAUGCGCCGAUGAUGGGAGCGGCGGCGGGGGGACCGAGAUGAAGAGAUUCACGCUUGGAGGCGGGGCCGCGCGCAAAAACUCCAACAACAACAACGAGCUGUGGCUCCUGCAGGACGAGGACUCCCUUAAGGAACCGCUGAGCGCCGCUGACAGCGCCGCCUCUGCUCUGUUAUGCCCGGGGGAAGCUGCUGGCGGCCGGGGCGGCACGGUUUCGGUGGCAAGCGUGGCGGGAGCGGGGCGCGUCGGAAUGAUAUGCAACAAGAACGGAGACUGUAGAAGGGACCCGACCAGUUCAGGGAGCCUGUCUUCUCUCAUCUCCAGGCAAGAGAAGCAGGCAGAUGGAGCCGUAGGGAGUGAGGACAUAAAGGGGCAGGCUGGGGCGAUGGACGCUUCUGUCCCUUCAGCUGGGUCCCUAACUCAGGGGCCCGCCGGGACCGAGGUCAAGACUGCCGCUGCGACGGAGAAGAAGGACUCCAGAGUUUCCUUCUCCAACGCCCCGACUAGUAAAGGUCAGACCCCGAGUCUGCAGUCGAGAAACUCUGUCACUUUCACUAAAGCGGAGGACAGUUCUCAGAUAGUCCCGGACGAUGGGGACUCCAGGGGGAACCAGACGUACAUGCAGCGGCAGUUCAGCUCCAUGCUCCAGCCUGGAGUUAACAAAUUCUCCCUGCGCAUGUUCGGGAGUCAGAAGGCGGUGGAGAAGGAGCAGGAACGCGUAAAGUCUGCGGGGAACUGGAUUAUCCACCCAUACAGUGACUUCAGGUUCUACUGGGACUUCACCAUGCUGAUGUUCAUGGUCGGCAACCUGAUCAUCAUCCCGGUUGGCAUCACCUUCUUCAAAGACGAGACCACCACGCCCUGGAUCAUCUUUAACGUGGUCUCAGACACCUUCUUCCUCAUGGACCUGGUGCUCAACUUCAGGACAGGCAUUGUGUUCGAGGACAACACCGAGAUCAUCCUGGAUCCUAAGAAGAUCAAGAAGAAAUACCUGAAGAGCUGGUUUAUCGUGGACUUUGUUUCCUCCAUACCUGUGGAUUAUAUCUUCCUCAUCGUGGAGAAGGGGAUCGACUCGGAGGUGUACAAAACGGCCCGGGCGCUGCGCAUCGUCCGCUUCACAAAGAUCCUCAGUCUGCUGCGCCUCCUCAGGCUGUCCAGACUCAUCCGUUACAUCCACCAGUGGGAGGAGAUCUUCCACAUGACCUACGACCUGGCCAGUGCUGUGAUGCGAAUUAUCAACCUGAUCGGGAUGAUGCUGCUGCUGUGCCACUGGGACGGCUGUCUGCAGUUCCUCGUUCCCAUGCUGCAGGACUUCCCGUCUGACUGCUGGGUCUCGCUCAACAAGAUGGUGAACGACUCAUGGACGGAGCUCUAUUCCUUCGCCCUCUUCAAGGCGAUGAGCCACAUGCUGUGCAUCGGAUACGGCAGACAAGCCCCGGAGAGCAUGUCGGACAUCUGGCUGACCAUGCUUAGUAUGAUCGUGGGGGCGACCUGCUAUGCCAUGUUUAUUGGCCACGCAACCGCGCUCAUCCAGUCUCUGGAUUCGUCGAGGCGGCAAUACCAGGAAAAGUACAAGCAAGUGGAGCAGUACAUGUCAUUCCACAAACUGCCGGCCGACUUCCGACAGAAAAUCCAUGACUACUACGAGCACAGGUACCAAGGCAAGAUGUUUGAUGAGGAGAGCAUCCUGGAGGAGCUUAAUGAGCCUCUGAGAGAGGAAAUUGUCAACUUCAACUGCCGUAAGCUCGUGGCCUCGAUGCCGCUGUUCGCCAACGCAGACCCAAACUUUGUAACAGCCAUGCUGACCAAGCUGAGGUUUGAAGUCUUCCAGCCUGGAGACUACAUCAUCAGAGAGGGCACCAUUGGCAAGAAGAUGUACUUCAUUCAGCACGGGGUGGUGAGCGUCCUGACCAAAGGAAGCAUCGGCAUGAAGCUGAUGGACGGCUCCUACUUUGGCG